Molecule: messenger RNA, 861 nt
Organism: Acanthoscelides obtectus
Lineage: Eukaryota; Metazoa; Arthropoda; Insecta; Coleoptera; Chrysomelidae
Source: the annotation of a GenBank genome assembly
AUGGAACUCAACCGAGAACAUUUUCGCGCCAUAAUUUAUUACAACUUUCAUCAGAGUCAAUUAUCCCAACAAGAAUGCCUUGCUGAGUUACUGUCUGUUUUCGUCAACGAAGCGCCACAUCAGUCGACAAUUUCCCGUUGGUAUGCAGAAUUCAAACGUGGACGGGUGAGUCUUAGCGACGAUCCCAGGGUGGGUGGACCAAAAACGGCAGUCACACAGGAAAACGUCGAUGCUGUGCGCAAACUCAUCAUUGAAGAUAGACAUGUGACAUAUCGCGAGAUUGAGGAAUUAGGACAGAAAGCAGCCAGGGUUAAUUGGUGUCAAAAAACGCUUGACCGUUUCAAUUCCGGAAACUCAAAAAAUGUGUACAGCAUUGUUAGUGGUGAUGAAUCGUGGAUUUACUGUUAUGAACCAGAAAAUAAACGGCAGUCGGCUGUUUGGGUGUUCCAAGUCAUCCUUUCUCGAAGUGAUUCGAAAAAGAUGGUCGAGACAUUUGUGUCAAAAGCGGGUCAUAUUGCAACAAUUCCUCCUAAUGAGCAAAUAACUGUUACUGCGGAUUGGUAUACCACCAUUUGUUUGCCAAAAGUCAUCACCGAGCUUCGAAAAAUCAACCCCGAAAGAAGAAUCAUCCUUCACCAAGACAAUGCAAGCUCGCACACAGCCCAAAAAACAAGGCAGUAUUUAACGGAAGAAAACGUGGAAUUAUUGGACCAUCCUCCAUAUAGUUCCGAUCUAAGUCCUAACGAUUUCUUUACUUUCCCGAAAAUUAAAAACAGACUGCGUGGUCAAAGGUUCCAGUCACCAGAAGAAGCAGUUGACACAUUCAAAAAUGCCUGGAAUAAGUGCUUCGAAAAACAUUAA